UUUGUGAUCAGUACUUAUACAAAUACACAUAUAUGCAUAUACAUACGAAAUUCACACAUAAAUAUCCUAAAUUCCAUGUGGGUCUACAUGCAUAUAGUAUACGAACCAUUUGUCUUUUUAUUUCUAAGCAGACCCAUUUGGUCAUUUCUUAACAUUAAGUAUGCUAACUCUAUCUGUCGGCCUUUGGUGAUAUAUAUGUUAUCUCAAUACAGACAUGUAUUCUUCUACUAUAACAGGAUUGAGAAAUGUUGAAGACGAUAGCUGUAGAGAGACCAAAGCAGAGACAGAGGAAAGGGUUCUGGUCACCAGAAGAAGACGAGAAGCUAAGGAGUUUCAUCCUCUCUCAUGGUCAUUCUUGCUGGACGACUGUUCCCAUCAAAGCUGGGUUACAAAGGAAUGGAAAGAGCUGCAGAUUAAGAUGGAUUAAUUAUCUAAGACCAGGGUUAAAGAGGGAUAUGAUUAAUGCAGAAGAAGAAGAGAUCAUAUUGACUUUUCAUUCUUCCUUGGGCAACAAGUGGUCUCGGAUUGCAAAGUUCUUACCGGGGAGGACAGACAAUGAGAUAAAGAACUAUUGGCACUCUCAUCUGAAAAAGAAAUGGCUCAAGUCUCAGAAGUUGCAACAUGCAACAUCUAUAUCCACUUCUUCCGAAUCACUCGUUGCUUGCGGGAGAAGAAACCCGCAAACCUUGAUCUCACUUCCAGAGAAGACAUCUUCAUCUCCAUCACAAGAAAGCAAUGACAACAACAACAACUAUUCAUGCUCUUCUGGUCCUGAGAUUGCAAGGCUGUUCUUCUCCGAGUGGUUUACUUCGUCGGAUCCCUACUUUGAUCAUUCCUCUAAUUUGACAGACUCUAACCACAUCCAAACUCCAAAUAUUCAAGGACCUGUCUCAGACUACGAAGAAUCAGGUGAUGUUAAUCAGUUCUAUUACAACGAGAUGGUGAUGAUGAGCAACAGCAACUGGACUCUUAACGACGUCGUUUUUGGCUCGAAGUGACAUAAGCAGGGGCAUAAGAUUGAUAGAGACGACUCAGUCGUCAACAACCAUGUAAAUCCAGUCUCAAACAAUGUAAAUCAAAUUAUAAAUGAAAAAUAUUGGGAAAAUUAUAAUUUACCACAAAUUUGAUACUUUUUUUUUUUGACAACAAACAAUGCACAGACUCAUAUUGACUCUGUGAACCAACUUGGAAACUCUGCAUCCAUGUGUACGACGAAAGAUAGUUGAUGCCGGGCACUACGUGCUAAGCUGUCCGCCUUUUGGUUCGCCGUCCUUGGUACAUGAACGAUGUCUGAGUUGUGGAAACUUCUUCUCAAAAGCUUGAUGUCUUCUAAAUAGGUUCCAAAUGCAGGCCAUUCCUCAGGUUCCGAAACCAUCUUCACCAACUGAGAACAAUCUGUUGCAAACGUAACCUGAAAUUGUCUUAAAUUUCUCAUGCAUUCCAUUGCCCAAAUCAAUGCCUCCACCUCAGAGUGAAGAGGUGAUAGACAUGCACGGACAUUUCGUGCCCCUAACAAACCAUCAAAGCCUGGUAAAGUAAUAAACCAUCCUUGCCCUGAGAACACAGCCUUAUCUUUCCAAGAACCAUCUAUAAAACACCAUCGUCCUGUAUUCGUUUGGAUGGAACUAUUCUGUGUAACUGGUGCCACUCUCUGAUUCCUUAAAACCUGAGCCUCAGCCCAAAGUGUUGAUUCCAGUUCAGCCAGCUUAAGUGUAUCUCUCGGAUCAACAUCAAUAUUACCAAACACCUUCUUAUUCCGACUUUUCCAAAUAUACCAUAAGAUCCAUGCAAACUGAUGGUCAUCUAUCUUUGGAUUAACUCUCCAAAAAAGAUGAUCCAUAUUCACAAAUUUGAUACUAUUUUCUAAAUUUAUGUUUAAAUGAUAACUAUUUUGAUAAAUAUCUCAAAUUUGUGAUGAUAAAAAAACUAAAACAAGUCUCCUAAAUCAUUUAUAAAUAUUUAAGAAUCAUUUAUAAAACAUUUAUAGAAGUUUAAUAGCAAUAUAAAACAUUUAUGAUAUUUCAAACAAAUUUCUCCAAAAAAAUUGAAGGUAAGAUGUAUAAAAGAGUUGCAUUACAAUUUACAACUUAACUAGAGGCUAGAGCUAAUUAAAGUGUCUUAACCAUAGCAGCAGCGGGAAUUCGAGGCAGCAUGCGCCACCGCGUGUCUUUGGCUUCAUGGAACUUUGCCUCUGAGUUUAUCCAUCAGCUCAAAUUCAUUUGGAGCAAGCUUAGAAUCUAAAAAAUUUGGAAACUCUUCCUCACAAAGCUUAUCACAUUCACAGCUGGAGUAGCAUAAUCCAUGAGCUCCAAGGACGUGCGCGUUUUUACGUCAGACACAAUAAGCUUUACAACUCCUUCAUCGAAUUUCUUCUUCUGCAAGUUUCUUUCUCGCUGAUGUCUUAUCUUCCAAAUCAAUUAAAAGCUCGUGCCCAUGCCUAGUUCAAUGGUUCGGUUUUAAGCUGAACCAAAAAACCAAAAUGUUUUAACUAAAUUAGUUAAGUAUAGUAGUAAUAUUAAGAUUUAAUAUAUCUAACCAAUUAACCUAAACAACUAAAUAUAAUUUAUAUAUUUUACUUUUAAAUAAACAAAAUAAACACGACUAAAAAUAAAAUAAAAAAUAUGAAUCCCAUACAUAUAUCAAAGACAGAAAACUACUUUUGAUAUUUAUAUUAAGUUUGAAGAUAAUAGCAUAAAGCUAUUAGAUUACACCUUCUACAUUUUCAUUUUAAUGUUUUGCUUGAAAAAAUAAUGGUUUCGUGUCAAAUGGUAGUCUGUUUAUAUUCUUAUAAAAUAUCUUUUGUAACUUACCUAAAACAAAACUAAUAAAUCAACACGGUUGAACUAAAAAAAACACAAAUAAAACCAAAUAAAACCGAAUGAAUACACACCAAGUUAAACUAAAACAAAACCGAACACACACACACAAACAAAUUAAAACCAAGCCAAACUGAAAACAAAACUAAUUUAGGGUCCGAUUGGCAAAUAGACUUUAAGAGCUUUUAAGGCUUUGAAUCAAAUUAAAAGUCUUCAAAGCCAUUUUUUUACCAAUCACGUUUUGUUACUUCUAAAGUCUCCAAAAUCUUCCUAAAAAUAUCCAUAACCCGUAAUUAAACCGAAAUGCCCACCUAUAAUUAACAAGGUCAUAUUCAAGCACAUUGCAAAAAAAAAAGAAAUUUGAAUUUGUAAAUCAGCAUAACAUAUACGCGGGUCAAAAUCUAACUGUCUGUUAAAUGACAAUAUGAAAAAUAUUAACAAGAACUGUUGCAAUUUUCAACAAUACUACUGAAGAUUUUUACACACCAGAAGUAAUCAAACUCAUAAUCAGCGAAAUCACAAACACAAAGUAUUUUCACUACAAAUACAUCAUAUAAGAAUAUGAUCUUUUGACAGCACAAGUAGCAACAAAGAUAUGCGAGGAACUGAGGAAAUGUAUAAAGCGUUUUCAUAUAGCAGAAUAGCUGUAGUUAUCAGCAUCAUCAAUGGAGGAAGGAGACUUAGCAGAAGCAGUGAGUACCACCAAGGCA
This is a messenger RNA of Brassica napus (rape), 3526 nucleotides long. Its product is annotated as transcription factor LAF1. Lineage: Eukaryota; Viridiplantae; Streptophyta; Magnoliopsida; Brassicales; Brassicaceae. The transcript has 3 exons. Bases 246 to 998 code for a protein of 250 amino acids. The record is from RefSeq and is a predicted model, not a curated record.